Messenger RNA from Myripristis murdjan (pinecone soldierfish), 7475 nucleotides. RefSeq names its product solute carrier family 41 member 1 (gene slc41a1). Gene Ontology annotation, molecular function: monoatomic cation transmembrane transporter activity. Gene Ontology annotation, cellular component: plasma membrane. The transcript has 11 exons. Lineage: Eukaryota; Metazoa; Chordata; Actinopteri; Holocentriformes; Holocentridae. Gene Ontology annotation, biological process: monoatomic cation transport. The coding region runs from base 1003 to 2661 and encodes 552 amino acids. The record is from RefSeq and is a predicted model, not a curated record.
CCGGACUGGGUGUAUUACACUGUAGACGCGCAUCCACGCAGCCGGGCAGCGGGGGCGACUGGACGGGACAAUGUGACGGGACGGGAGGGACUGGCACACAGCCUUUAACCGUGCGGGGGCGGGUUAACCAUUAACCAUCAUUAACCACUGAGGCGGCUGUGCGGGGCCGGUACCGUACAUAAGCCGUGCGCACCGGCGUCCACGCCUCAGCCAGAGCGCAUUGCCAGAAGGCGGAGGAUAGCAACCAUCCAGCCACACGGAGCUCUUCACUACUAUUGAUCCUCUCUGGACCUCCGAAAUAAAAAGGUGACUGUGCGCUUCAGUUGGAAAGGUACUUUUCCCGCAGUCCUGUAACUCAAUCCGCGCACUGCAGACCUUUAAAUAUCUCCUCUGAAAAAAACUCCCAGCAGCCACGUGGUGUAAGGUGAGACUUUCCCAUCCCGGUACACCAGCCAGUCUGACAUUAUCAGUGGAGUGAGAGCAUGACCGGUCUGUGCCGGGGAUAGCAAUCUGCGCGCUUCAAACUCUUCAUUUUUCUCUUUAUAAUAACAUUUAGAGGACUAUUUCCAAGUGACUGACAUUUUCCUGAAGGGGAUUGCUUUGGUGAGUCCCCCAGAGCUUCUAUCAAUACAACAUUUUCUUUUUCCUCUACUUCAAACCAGUAUGCUUUCUUCUGUUUUUCACCUGCUUACCGUGAGCACCGUGCAGUGAAUGGAGAACAUACUGGUUCUGCUCCCGAAGCACCGACAGGAACACGGACUCUGCAGACGUACGGCUAGAUGCGCCCUGCUGCAGGUUUCUUCCCACAGAGCAGCUGUGUUCACUCGGUCUUUAAUAGUGACCACCGCUCCCUUUAACUUUCUUUAAUGGGAUAAAUCAGUUGGACUGACCAGGUGCAAAACCAGAUCAGGUGGUCACAUCCAUUCUGACUUCCCCAAAACUGUUAGGCUGAGGCAACCUGACAUUUUCUCGUCGAGCCCGCUGUCUUCCCAAGGCCUCCGCAUGGUACUUUGGUCGAAAGAGCAAGACAAACUCCCCAACAUCGACAUGUCCUCCGGGGCGAUUGAGAUGAAGAAGGAGGGAGGCUCCCUGCCUUCCCCGACCUUCAUCAACUCCAACGGCUCCGUCCAUCCGGUGAUCCUCACCGAAGGCCUCGAGGAGGCGAGACCGGAGGCCGGGGGCGAGUACGAGCUCACGGAGGUCACCUCCUUCACAGACAGGACCAACGAGCCCGGGGAGGAAGAGGAGCGCCCGGAGAUCGUGGCGGUGAUUGACUGCCGGGCCAACGCCAAAGGACAGCGGGAGGAGGAUGCGCUCCUGGAAAACGCCAGCCAGAGCAACGAGAGCGACGACACCAGCACUGACCAGAGCCCCGAGCCGCCGGCGCCCCUCAAGGAGACCUCCUUCUCCAUCGGCCUGCAGGUGGUCUUCCCCUUCCUGCUGGCCGGGUUCGGGACAGUAGCGGCAGGCAUGGUGCUGGACAUUGUCCAGCACUGGACGGUGUUCACGGAGGUGACAGAGGUUUUCAUCCUGGUUCCAGCUCUCCUCGGGCUCAAAGGCAACCUGGAGAUGACACUAGCCUCCAGACUCUCCACAGCGGCCAAUAUUGGUCAGAUGGACACAGCCAAGGACAUGUGGAAGAUGAUCAUGGGGAACCUGGCCCUCAUCCAGGUCCAGGCCACAGUGGUGGGCUUCCUGGCCUCCAUCGCUGCUGUGAUCUUCGGCUGGAUCCCCGAGGGCCACUUCAGGCUGGGCCAUGCUGUGCUGCUGUGUGCCUCCAGUGUGGCCACUGCCUUCAUAGCCUCUCUGCUGCUAGGGCUCAUCAUGAUCGGGGUCAUCGUGGCGUCCAGGAAGGUGGGCAUCAACCCCGAUAACGUGGCCACUCCCAUCGCCGCCAGCCUGGGAGACCUGAUCACCCUGUCUCUGCUGGCAGGCAUCUCAACAGGACUGUACAAGGAACUAGAGUACAACAACUACGCCAACCCGCUGGUGUGUGCAGUGUUUGUGGCCAUGUGCCCCCUAUGGGUGCUGAUAGCAAGGAAGAUCCCAUCGACCAGGGAGGUCCUUUACUCAGGCUGGGAGCCGGUCAUCAUCGCCAUGGCCAUUAGCAGCGUCGGCGGUCUGAUCCUCGACAAGACUGUCACCAACCCUAACUUUGCCGGCAUGGCUGUCUUUACUCCAGUCAUCAAUGGUGUGGGCGGUAACCUAGUUGCAGUUCAGGCCAGCAGGAUCUCCACCUACCUGCACAUGAACGGUCUUCCCAUGGGGGAUCCAAACCCAACGCCUAGGAAGUGUCCCACACCCUGCACCUCCUUCUUCGGUUCCACUGUGAACUCUCGUUCGGCCCGUGUGCUCUUCCUCCUGGUCGCCCCGGGUCACCUCGUCUUCCUCUACACCAUCAACUCCAUGAGGGGGGGGCACACCACCCUGACGCCCAUCUUCAUCGCCUUUUACCUGGCUGCUGCACUACUACAGGUGAUGAUCCUGCUCUACCUGGCAGACUGGAUGGUCCACUGGAUGUGGGGACGCGGGAUGGACCCUGACAACUUCUCCAUACCGUACCUGACGGCCCUGGGUGACCUGCUGGGGACCGGCUUCCUGGCCCUCUGCUUCCACAUGCGCUGGUUGAUUGGGGACAGAGACACCAAUGUGGGCGACUGAACGCACUCGACACACAAGCACACACGCACACACACAGACACACUCAAACACACAGGCAAAAAUAAACACCCUGGCACGCACACACAUUGACAAACCUCUUCUGUACGCCUGAACGUGAUCUGAAACUGGACAACAUGUACAAGGGCUAAUCUCAAACGAUACACCACACCUCGUCCCGUCCCGUGUAAGGCUCCAAUCAACGGUAGCGCUGUCCUAGGGCAGUAAUGUUUCAUCUUCGGGACGCCAGGACACUGAAACACUGCGACAGCAUCUCAGUAUCCGGGUAACAUCUGUGUUUGAACCCGGGAGCAAUCUGAAUGAACAUAUCGCCACCUCAACCACUGAACCGGCACACAAAAAGCCCCCUCCCCAGCUCCACGGACUACACUGCUCCUUCUUUAUUUUACUAAAUAACAGAGUCCUACUACUUUUGUUAUUAUUAUAUUAUUAUUUUGACAAUGAUUAUUAUUGUUGGUAAGUAAUGCAUUUGAUAUGAAUUGAUAUCUGUUCUAUCUGCUGGGCCGAUCCUCAUUAUUUUCAAUGGGGACGUUAAGCCCGACCAUUUUUAAAGAUCAACUUUUAACACUUGAAACCAAGACAAAUAGAAACACAGACAGCAAAAAAAAAAAAAAAAAAAAAAAAAAAAACAUACACAGAGAAGCCUAGAACGCUUAAUCACCAAGUGCUAUAUUAUGUAUAGAGAAGCGAAUGAAAAUUAUAUGAAAUGUGAAUCUAAUAUAUGUGCUUUAGUUGAGUGCAUAGGGCUAUGGCAGAGCUGUUUUUUCUCUCUCUCUGUCUCUCUUGGGCCUUGUGACUGUAGGAACAGGGGCUUUGCUGUACAACAAGGGUCCGGACCAGAAACGUAACAACUUUAAUCCCUUUCGGCAACAUCUCUAUCACCGGAUGGCUUAACUUUAGUCGGGACAGGGGCAGGCAAUUGAGAAUGUAACUUCCACUCUCACUGUUUCACAAUCCCCAGCCUCUGAAGUGCGAAGCUGCCCUCAAGCGUCCACCAGAUCCGGGUUCAGACCUCGGUUCACUUCCUUCUAACGUUAACCACAGCAGAAAUGGAUGUAGCACCUGUCCCCGUGAUGGCCUCAGCAGUUCGAAAAGUCACACACAACAGGGGCCAUCAAAUCUAAAAAUUGCAAUUAAUGAGGAUUUUGCAGAGUUUCACACCCAAGAGUCUCUCUGCUUUCCACCCUCGAAUCUCCUGUUGAGUCUGCAGAGGUUAGACAUGCACUACUUCCUUGCAGUUUUUUUUUUUUUUUUUUUUUUUUUUUUUUGCCUACAUCCUCUAAGUGCUGCGGUUAUGAAACGUGCAAAGUCAGACUGUGUUUCUUCCUUGUUUACUCAGUGAGCAAACACAAACACACAGAGACAGUGGAAAAUGGUAUGUGUUUGUUCGGCUGGAUAAAGUGCUGGUUGGGUACACGCACACACACACACACUCACGCUCCCUCUCUCACAUACGUACGCACACCUCGCUGUUUGUUGAGUUCACCAGGGUUUGCAUGUCCAAGCCAAAAGGUUAGAGGGGUCGUAUUGUGCCACGAGCUAUUCCAGGUGAGAAUAGUGCUAGUCCCCUAGUAGAAACCAUCCACUGGAACAGGCAGGCUGUUGUGUUGCCCAACCCAGGCUUACAGUAAGUGACAAGAAGGUCGACACUCAGCUGUGUACUGGAACAAGCCUGCAGAGAUCAGCUAACUGACUGGCAUUGCAAUCAGGACACUCUGCACUGGCACACACGGUUCAGACUGCAGAAGUGUGUAAAGUUGCCUUACUCAGGAUGUGCACUCCAGGGUUCGACUGACACAGGUUUUCAGAGUCUAAUACUGAUACUGAUAUCUCUGAGCAAUAUAAUUCAAUAUUCAAAAUCUGUCUGGCAUUGGCAUCUGGCAACUUAUGCUCGCUGGUCACCUUACCCAAUACGUGAUGUGGGAAUUGUUGCCAAAAUCAUCUCUUAGUGUCUGGUAGAUAGCUCUGCCUAGUAUGUGCUAACACUUUAGCAAAACAAAAUCUCACUCAGAGUUUUUUAGGACCUGCAGGCACCACAAAUCAGCCACGGACGCCAACUCAUUUGAUGAUGCAGGCAUGUACAGGGAUUUGAUUUACUCACCAACAGUCCAAAACCUUAAGCUGUCUGGCCAACUGUGCCCACUGCUUGUGAAACAAGUUACACACAAACUUUUCCGCUGAAAGAACAUUUUUAGUUAAAUUUUUUAAAUGUUUUACAAAUCCCCCCAAACAACCCUGGCAGGUUUAGACACACGUCGUCCAGACUCCGGGCUGCUACAAAUUCUCAUUUUCAGGAUAAAGCUAAUCAGCUACGAUUACUUAACACGCUAAAGCGUUAAUAUGCGAAUGGAGCUAAUUACUGAAAUCACAGAGCUGAUGUAGCUGCCAGCUCUUUUGCCACAUAUUAGGUAAGGUGACUAGUGAGCUAAAUUCCCGAAAGGUUGGUAGUGAUACUGUUGAGUAAAAUCCUGCCAUGCCACAAUGGAAUGAGUUCUCUGGCAGUACAAAAAUUAUAAUUAAUAAUAAAAUAACAAAAUUAAAAAAAAAAAAAACAUGUUAAUUCACUGCGAUCAGAGAGAAAGCUCCUUUAAAUCAAAGUUGGACAACACUGACUGCCAAUAAGUAAUCAGAGUUCAAUAUCAUCCUGAUGCUGUGUAUCAGUCCAACCCUCGAGCACACACACACACACACACACACACACACACACACACACACACACACACACACACAUAAACUGUGUCUGCCAGCAGACUUGUGCUUUGAUGGCCUCCAGCUAAGUCUCUCUGUAAGGUCAUAAGGUGAGAAUGGAGAGGAAAGUCAUGAAGAAUAAAAAGAGUAAAAGCACACGGCUCUUUUGACAGACUGUACCGAGUACAGAUGUCGGCCCAGAGGCGAAGCCCAGUGAUUGUGAGUGAAACCUGCAUGUGAUGUUGAUUUUUCCGGUGCUUGUCAGACUUUUGUUCUGUUUUGAAGGGGCCAGCAGAAUGCAUGUGCAGGGCACAUAGUAUGGAUAUGCAAAACUUGUUGAUUAUUUUAUCCUUUAAAAAAAUCUUAUGUUUAGGUCUCACCGAUGAAAAGUUAUGUCAAAUCUGUGAGAUUUUACAUUUAAAAUUGUGAUUUUUUUUUCUUAUACAUUCUUCCUUUCCCUAAUCCUUUUAACUUUAUGGUUUGUCCUUCAUGAUUAUUGUUUUGUGUCACGGACUUAAGCAAGCAACCACUGUAAGAUGAAGCAACUUUAAAGCGCUGGUCAUAUGCAGAGUACUGUAAUCUAUAAAAUGAGCACCAGGGGGUGCCACUGUGAUGCAGGAGUUCACUGUAUAACUUCUCUGUGCAUCUCUGUGACCUCUGGAUUCAAAACCACGUAUAUCCGCAUUGUUUUGUCUCUACAACCUGUGACUUUAUCCUGCUGUAAAGGUUUCAUCCCUAAAUCUGUUCACUCUCAGUCUCACUGCUAUCUUACUGACCAGGUGCCGGCGUUCUGCCUCUAAGUCAAUGGAAAGUUGUGAAUACUUCUGUGGGGGCAAGCAACACUUUGUCUAUUUAUUUUUAGAUGCACACAAAGCAAAUUGUACAUAGGAUAUUUAUUCUAUAAAUAAGGUUGUUUAUUUUAUCAUUUCAUUUUGGCUCAGUUUCUUUGUCACCAUGUAUUUUGUAAUUGUCACUUUUCUUUUCUCUCUCUCUUGCUAUUUUUUUUUUUUAACAGGCCAGUAGAGCUUUUGGGCGCAAGCCACAAUAGGUUGGUGGCGAGGCUAAUGAAUGGCAUGGUGCCUAAUACCAGUCUCAAAAAGAAGAAAAAAAAACAAAAACAGACAAAAAAAAACAUACCACACUUACACACCUCACACACUCACACACACACACACACACACACAAACACACACGCCCUGUCACAGGGAAACCAUACUCAGAAGACAUAGAAUGGCCUUAACCUAUCAGAGCCAGGCUCAACUCAGAGUAACCAAUCAGGAGCUACGCUCACCACAGAGUAGCAUCUCUAUAAUUAGCUUUGAUUAAUAAAAGAUGUACAGUAGAUUGAUUGUGAUGUUGUAAUGUUAAUAAUGACUUUAUAAGGUGCAGUUAUGGAGCAGAGGGGGCUGGUCGGGGAUCCCUGCAGUCACAACCUUCUGUUCAGAUGAAUUUGCUAAAAUGUCCCGUCAGCAGAGGGCUCUGACUGUGAUCCAUGGUUUGUGAAGGACUCAAAGGUUGAAAAUGUUCUGAUGACUGGAUGUGCGGGGUGUUCGAAAAGUCUGGAAUUAAGUUAACCACCAAUGUGAAAAAGAAGCUGAAUUGAAGCCACGCUUACAUUUUGAAGAACAUAAAUCCUGGAAAACAUGUGCAACAAGACAAAACACACUGUGUCAUUGCUCCCUGUGAUUCCAGACUCUUCCGGCACCUUGUAUUACCAGUGUAACACCCAGCCUUCCCACCCAUCACCCACCUUCUGCCUUGUUAACCUCAAAGCUUCUGACCCCUGAACCCACAGGGAACCAUGCUGACGCUCAGGCUGCAGCUCUCCAUGUGCAGCACAGCACUUUGCAGAAUCAAACCUCAGACUCCCAUAAUGCAUGUCUGGCAGCAAACCUGGACUCCAUCCUAUCAACUGUUCUGGAUUCACAGCAGCUGCUUUUACAAAAAAAAAUAAUGUAAAAACCUGUGCCGUCCCACUCAGGCCGAGCUCUUUGCGUUCCCUGUGUGUUCUCAUGUAAACACCCUUCCUCUGUGAGGCUGGAGGGAGCCUCUCUCCCUGCAGGACUUUGUAAAUUGCUGGAAAUAAAGGACUAUAUUAUUUCAUACCA